Molecule: messenger RNA, 2484 nt
Organism: Saccharomyces mikatae IFO 1815
Lineage: Eukaryota; Fungi; Ascomycota; Saccharomycetes; Saccharomycetales; Saccharomycetaceae
Gene: TRL1
Product: tRNA ligase
Exons: 1
Coding region: 1-2484 (827 amino acids)
Biological process (GO): tRNA splicing, via endonucleolytic cleavage and ligation
Cellular component (GO): nuclear inner membrane
Molecular function (GO): phosphoric diester hydrolase activity; ATP binding; RNA ligase (ATP) activity
Source: RefSeq, a predicted model, not a curated record
AUGCCCAGCCCAUAUAACGAUAAAAGAACGGUAGCUAAGCUUGUUAGUGAUUUAGAGAAGGCAGAAAAGCUGUCCGGUAGAGGCAAAGCUUACAAAAGAGUUUGCAAUUUGUCACAUAGUACUAAGAAAGUGGUUUCAUGGAAAUUCAAUGAGUGGGAUUAUGGUAAAAAUAACAUCACUUUGCCAUGUAAUGCUAGAGGUUUAUUCAUUAGUGAUGAUGCAACAAAUCCUGUUAUUGUUGCUAGAGGGUAUGACAAAUUUUUCAACGUGGGUGAGGUCAACUUCACCAAGUGGCAGUGGAUAGAAGAAAAUUGUACUGGUCCUUACGAUGUCACUAUAAAGGCCAACGGCUGUAUUAUUUUCAUUUCUGGUUUGGAAGAUGGAACAUUAGUAGUUUGUUCGAAGCACUCUACCGGACCCAGAGAAGAUGUGGACAGAAACCAUGCAGAAGCAGGUGAGAAGCAACUUUUAAAGCAAUUGACAGAGAGGAGCAUCGAUCCUAGUGAUUUUGCCAGAAUGCUGUAUACCUAUAACAUCACUGCUGUGACAGAAUAUUGCGAUGAUUCAUUUGAAGAACAUAUCUUAGAGUAUCCCCUUGAGAAAGCUGGUUUAUACUUACAUGGUGUAAAUGUUAAUGAAGCAGAAUUUGAAACUUGGAGUAUGAAAGAUGUUUCACAAUUGGCGUACAAAUACGGAUUUAAGCACACCCAAUCUUUCACCUUGAACACCCUGAAGGAUUUGAAAGAAUUCUUAGAAAACUGUUCCACAAGUGGAUCUUUCCAAGGACAAGAAAUUGAAGGUUUUGUUAUCAGGUGUCACUUAGAGAAUACUGGGAAACCGUUCUUUUUUAAGUUCAAAUUUGAAGAACCAUAUCUAAUGUACCGUCAAUGGAGAGAAGUUACCAAAGACUAUAUAUCCAAGAAAUCAAGAUUGUUUAAGUUUAAGAAACAUAAAUUUAUCACCAACAAGUAUCUUGAUUUCAUAAUCCCAAUAUUAGAAUCAUCACCCAAGAUCUGCGAGGAUUACAUGAAAGGCUUUGGAGUGAUUGAGUUAAGAAAUAAAUUUUUACAAUCUUACGGUAUGAGCGGGCUGGAAAUCCUUAACCAUGAAAAGGUCGUCGAACUGGAAUUAAGAAAUGCCAUUGAUUAUGAAAAAGUUGACGAACACACCAAAUUUUUAAUUUUCCCCAUAUCAGUUAUAGGAUGUGGCAAAACAACCACAUCUCAGACGUUGGUCAACCUGUUCCCCGAAAGCUGGGGUCAUAUUCAGAAUGACGAUAUUACUGGAAAAGAUAAAUCUCAGUUAAUGAAAAAAUCAUUGGAACUAUUAUCUAAAAAAGAAGUGAAAUGUGUCAUAGUUGAUAGAAACAAUCAUCAAUUCCGAGAAAGGCAGCAAUUAUUCGACUGGCUAGAUGAACUAAAAGAAGACUACUUGGCGUAUGAUACGAACAUCAAAGUUAUUGGUGUAUCAUUUGCACCAUAUGACAAACUACCUGAAAUCAAGGACAUAACAAUGCGAAGAGUGAUUAAUAGAGGUAAUAAUCAUCAAAGUAUUAAAUGGGAUGAAUUAGGAGAGAAAAAAGUGGUGGGUAUCAUGAGUGGUUUUUUGAAAAGAUAUCAACCAGUUAGCUUAAGAAGAUCACCAGAUAACAUGUUUGAUUUAAUGGUAGAAUUAGAUUUCGGGGAGGUAGAUUCUUCGUUAACUAAUGCGAAACAAAUUCUGAGUGAAAUUCAUAAGGCUUACCCAAUUUUGAUACCUGAAAUCCCAAAAGACGAUGAAAUUGAUGCAUCGUUCAGAAAAAGCUUAGACUACAAACCCACAGUGCAAAAAAGGGUUGGUAAAAGCAACUGCAACCAACCAAAAACACCUAAAUUGAUUAAACCCACUUAUAUCUCGGCGAAAAUAGAAAGCUAUGAUGAAAUUAUUGAUUUGGCAAGGCAGGGAAUUGCAAAUAUUGCAGAGUUAUCACAGCAAUUUGAAGAUUUAUUGACAAGUGGAAAGUUCCAGAAUGAACUUCACAUAACAUUGGGUCACGUCAUGUCGUCCCGUGAAAAGGAGGGGAAAAGGAUGUGGAAAUCAUUUUGUAAGAGAUACACUGACCAGAUAACGAAAUACAAUGACCGCCUCAUAGAAAAUACAGCGGGCACAAGUAUCAACCAAGGUAAAUCGGUGGAAACUACUGACAAAUUGAAAUUCAGGUUGAAAAAACUAUGUUGGGAUCAGAAAAUCAUUGCUAUCGUGGUAGAACUAUCCGGGGGCGAAGGUGGGUGCAUAAUCGACUCGAACGGUGACAAUGUCAAAGAAUUAUAUUGCCAGAACAAAGUCCCCCAUAUUACAUUGUGUAAGCUUGGUAGUGAUGUCAAGGCUGUUUAUUCCAAUGUCCUAUGCGAAAAGGUUGAACUCAAUGAGAUUGAUGAAAGGGUAAAAGUUGUGAAAUUAAAUAAUGCAAAGGAAUUUGCUGCUCAUGUGUAUUUAAACAUGUAG